Molecule: messenger RNA, 1825 nt
Organism: Nicotiana tabacum (common tobacco)
Lineage: Eukaryota; Viridiplantae; Streptophyta; Magnoliopsida; Solanales; Solanaceae
Product: small ribosomal subunit protein mS47
Biological process (GO): L-valine catabolic process
Molecular function (GO): 3-hydroxyisobutyryl-CoA hydrolase activity
Source: RefSeq, a predicted model, not a curated record
GGUUGACACCAGUUUCAUUCGGCUCCGACUCCGAGCUUGCCAUUCAUUUCUUUCGCCGUCGGAGAUCGUGUUGAGAGUUCCUGUCAUCCUCGUCCAAAGCCCUAAACCCCAGUACUCUAUUUCACAGUCCAAAUCUCAGUAAGCUCAACAAAGAGAGAUAAUGAGAAUGAAUAAACUGAAAGUUUUACUAUCACUGACUCAACCAUUGCGGAGAAAUGAUUCCCGAUUCCUCUCUAAUCACCAUUGCAGACACUUCUCUGCUCAACCCAGCUACGCCCAUGUGGAUUAUAUUCAAGAACAGGUUCUGGUUGAAGGAAGGGCUAAGUCAAGAGCAGCUAUUCUCAAUAGACCAUCUGCACUUAAUGCUAUUACUCCUUCUAUGGCUGCUCGUUUAAGUAGAUUGUACGAGUCUUGGGAGGAAAACUCAGAUAUUGGAUUUGUCAUGAUGAAGGGCAAUGGCAGAGCAUUUUCCUCUGGAGCAGACGUUGUCACUCUUUAUGAGUUGAUUAAUGAAGGGAAGAUUGAGGAGUGCAAGAAGUUCUUCGAAACAUUAUAUAAAUUUGUUUACUUGUUAGGAACAUAUCUCAAGCCAAAUGUGGCAAUUUUGGAUGGUGUCACAAUGGGAAGUGGGGCAGGUAUUUCGCUUCCAGGAAUGUUUCGCGUUGUAACUGAUAGAACUGUACGUACCUUCUCCAAUGGUGCCUUUCUUUAUCUUGCAAAGGAUGUUGUUUAUUCUACUCCUGAGGCUCAAAUUGGUUUUCAUCCUGAUGCAGGGGCUUCUUAUUAUCUUUCUCGCCUUCCUGGCUACUUAGGGGAGUAUUUGGCUUUAACAGGAGAAAAGCUUAAUGGCGUAGAAAUGAUUGCUUGUGGUCUUGCUACCCACUAUUCACUCAAAGAAAGGCUUCCUUGGUUGGAGGAACGCCUUGGUAAAUUGAUCACAGAUGAUCGUCUUGUCAUUGAAAAUUCUCUAGCCCAGUAUGGUGACCUUGUUUACCCAGAUAGCAAGAGUGUUCUGCACAAGUUUGAGAAAAUCGAUAAAUGCUUUAGCCAGGAUACAGUUGAGGAAAUUAUAGAAGCUCUGGAAAGAGAGGCAGCAGAAUCUCAUGAUGAAUGGUGUAAUACAGCUCUUAAUAAAAUAAAAGAAGCCUCUCCAUUGAGCUUGAAAGUGGCUUUGAAAUCAAUUAGAGAAGGCAGAUUUCAACCCCUUGAUCAGUGUCUAGUUCGUGAAUAUCGCAUAUCAAUUAAUUGGGUGUCCAAACGGGUGUCCGAUGAUUUCUGUGAGGGUGUCCGUGCUAGAUUGGUUGACAAGGACUUUGCUCCAAAGUGGGGUCCAACGCGGCUGGAGGAAGUUACCACCGACAUGGUUGACUGCUUCUUCAUCCCAUUAGGUGAAUUAGAACCCGAACUCAAUUUGGCCACUGCACUACGAGAGCCUUCUAUGUGAUCGAUAUCCCGCUUUGCUCUACAUAUGGGAAGUUUUAUGUUCCCAGGUUCAUUAUAAUACAAGGGACUGACUGGAAAAUCAGGACUGCUAAAGACAUUCCUAUCAAGAUGUUGGUAUAUUUCGGUUCCAGUGGAACAUAGGUAAAAUGCUUAAUUGCUAAUGUCUAUUCAGGUACUAAAUUGUGGGUACAGAAGAAAAUGAUAGAGCAGACUGCGUAUUAAUUUCAUCGCCUUUUACUUUUUCAAAUAUAUUUCUGAUGUUUCGAGACCUCUCAGGAAUUGAUGUUUCGAGGCUCUCAGAUUUGACCGUUUAGGCGUGUACAUCAUGAGAAGAAUGUUUUGUGAAUUAAAUUACCAGGCUACCUUCAGAUUUUCUUUUGCA